Stereum hirsutum FP-91666 SS1 is the source of this 4175-nucleotide messenger RNA. RefSeq lists its product as uncharacterized. The record is from RefSeq and is a predicted model, not a curated record. Gene Ontology annotation, molecular function: RNA polymerase II cis-regulatory region sequence-specific DNA binding; DNA-binding transcription factor activity, RNA polymerase II-specific; zinc ion binding. The transcript is spliced from 7 exons. Lineage: Eukaryota; Fungi; Basidiomycota; Agaricomycetes; Russulales; Stereaceae. The coding region runs from base 56 to 2875 and encodes 939 amino acids. Gene Ontology annotation, biological process: positive regulation of transcription by RNA polymerase II; negative regulation of transcription by RNA polymerase II.
CGCCUCUCCAUCCCGCUCACGGAGGAUGUUGGACCUCCCCACCUUCUUCCAACUCAUGCCUCAACCUUUCCAGGGCAACAAGUCCUUCAUAGCCUUCUCCAACCUCGGCGACACCGACUCUCUGACCAAGACAUGGAAGGUCUGCACCAAGGUCGCCGGCUACCUCGAGCAGGGUCAACGGCUUGAGAACCUCAGCUGGCGCCUCUGGCAUCUCCAGAACCUCAUCGUCGACACCGACAAUGCCAAGUCCAAGCGCGAGUUUAAGAAGCUCUCGAAACACAUGAGCGACAAGCUCGACAAGGAGAAAGGCAGGAGCAUCGAAGAGCUCGAGGCUCCCGGCUUCAAACGCAACCACUCUACCGACAUCAUCUGCCAGCGCGCCGCCGAGAAGGAGCGCACCCGGGAAGCGAACCAAUACACCCGCCCCGGCACCAUCAAACGGAUGCAAUUUACUUUCUCCCUCGACCAGCCCACUCCCAUCUCCUCCAACCCCGCCCCAGUCAAGAAACCCGACCUUAAGCCGUCCGCAGAGUUCAAGGACAAUUACGCCCGUCGUGGCCGUCCCUCCGCACGGACAUCUGCGGCCGAGGUCGACUCCGCCCCUACUCUGCCAGACGCCAACGACAAGGACCCUCCUCUCACCCAGCGGGGUCGCAAGCCCUCCGCCACCGCCGACGGUGGCCAGCCCGAUACCGACGACUAUAACGCCUCUCUCCGCUUCCCGUCUUUAUUUAAUAACGAUUUUGGCCCUUCUGCUCUCUUGUAUCCAUCUCCCUCUGUAACGAACGGUAUGACUUAUGGCGAAGGCGUGCGCGGCAAUUCCGGUUCCGAUUUCUCCAUUCUCCGACCCACAAUUGAACUCCCCCUUGACGAAAUCCUCGAGUCUUCGGAUAGCCCCGAUCCUUGGGGUGGCGUAUUUUCUACGGGCGGCAACGACUCUCAGCAACACGAUUACAUGGACAUCUCCCAGCACCCCUCCGACUCCGCUGAUAUCGACAUGCGCCACGACCCAUACUCCACCGGCAAUGACUCACAGUACUCUUCUAACAACACUUACUCGAUCAACGGCCAGACUCUCCAGUACCCGCAGGCGGGUUUUCAGCAGUCGCACCAGCAGGAGGCCCUCCCCCAGACCGUCGCUCCUUCGAAGCUUGGGACGCACAGUACCAGUACCAGCAACGCGCCUACGCCGACCAACAACGGCAGCAGCAGCAGCAACAACGGUACCGGCAACAGCAGCAACAACUCCCGACCAUCACUGAGCGUGCGCACCCAGGGGGCGACGACGCGGUCUUCUGGACCUGGUGCGACAGCAACCAACCCGGCUACGCAGGUGCCAACCAACCAUUCGGCACCUGGGGGAGUUAAGGCAGAGUGUUCGAACUGUGGCGCGACACACACCCCGCUCUGGAGGAGGGGGCUUAACGACGAGCUCAAUUGCAAUGCUUGCGGGCUGUACUGUAAGCUCCAUAAGCGCCCGCGCCCGAAGACCAUGCGCAACAACCACGGCGAGCGCUCCCAAGCAGCUCCUCGCCCAGAGUCCAACGAAGUUAUGGCGAAGUGCUAUAACUGCAACACUACCGCUACGCCCUUGUGGAGGAAGGAUGACGAGGGCAAGACUGUCUGCAACGCCUGCGGUUUAUACUUUAAGCUGCACGGUUCCCCCCGGCCCAUCUCCAUGAAAUCCGACGUCAUUCGCAAACGUUCCCGGCACGAAGCCCGCCGCGCCUCCAUCAGCGGUGGCAAUCCCCCCGAUACGCCCUCCGCCUCCCCGGGCGCGUCCCGUCGCACUUCUCCCACCUCGGGUCACGACGGAACGAACAACUCCAACUCGCUCUCGCCGAUCCUCGCCCCCGAUUCGACCACGCAGAUGAACGUCGGGCCCUUCGGGGGUGAUAUGGGAGACGCCUACGGGGAUACGUACGCCGACUACGUGGAUUAUUCGAGGCACGGUGCGCAUCAUAACCAGGGACGCUCGAGCGAGCUCGUUGGUGCGCUGGGUGGCGGACAGGGUGACAGUGGUGCGAUCUAUGGGCCCGCUGGGUCGGACGGAGGGUUCCAGCACGCUCUGAACCUUUCGCUCGGCGGGAGUGGAGGACCUGGCUCUGCUGGUUUCCCGGGCCCCUACCAUCCCGACUAUAUCUCGCAGAUGCUCAGCUUCGGGGACACGUACAACGGGAACGGCGGCGAGAACUCGGACGUCGAUUCGGAUGGGCUCAUGCGCAGGAGCCACAAGCGUCGUCGCAUGAGUAACGACUCCGCGACCGACCCUCCUUCCUCCGCCGUCUCGUACUCGUCUUUCAGCGACUCCUUCUCGUCUUCCGCUUCCACGUCCGCGACGUCCCAGUCCCAGCGCAACUCGAUGGAAUUCCCCUUCUCGUCUUACUCUUCCUAUUCCUCGCAGUCCUCGCACCACCAUAACGGCGGGCACAACAACGGACACAACGGCCAUGUCAUCCGCAACAACAACGCGUUCUGGCACCCGCCUAUGCUUCCCCAGGAGAUGACGAGCUCGCCGCCGACGAUGCAUUACGAUAUCCAUUCCAACUCGAUGCAACAGUCCGUUCAUCCGCCCAUGCUCCUCCCCGAUCAGAACCAGCACAUGCACCAGCAGCACAACCAAGGCAUGAUGGGCGGACAUGGUGGACACAGCGGACAUCAUCCGGGCCAGGACAGCCCGAUGGAUUUCUUGCACCCGCCGAUGUUGCCGCCCGACGACGAGAACACGUUGUUCGCGACGUACUUGCAUCCGCCGAUGUCCCUGCCUGAUGAGGGAGGACGUGAGCAGCAGCAGGGAGGGAACGGACAGGGCCCGCACCCGCCGAUGUAUCCGAGCGAUUGGGGGUACGGAAGUAGCGAGAGCGUGGGGUAUUAGAGGAUGAGGAUGACGACGACGAGUCGUGACGAGCUGCGCUCGUACACUCAUACCCAGUAGAGUCGGUCGACGGCGUAGAGACGUAGAAUGGCGGGAGAGGGGAGGUGAUUCUGAUCGUUCGGUAUGGACAUAUCGCUGCUACGUUGCUUUCGAGUGCGCUGUCGUUCGCUGUGGACAUUUUGUUGCACGCAUAUCAUCUCCCGUCUCCCCCUCCCCUGUUUUCUCUCUCUCGUCUCCGUUCUCCUGGGCAUACCUUUCUCUAUCCAUUCCAUCUCAGCAUAUCGAGGAGUUUUACAGAAGUAGAGGUUCUUCUUUUUCGUCGUCGUCGUCGCUUCAUCUUUUUUUUUGUUUCUUGAUAGUCAUGGACUUCCAUACAUCUUCAUCUUCAUCCGUCACUGCAUGGGCUUCGUUUUUUUUUGUUUACUCAUUGUGCAUAGCAUCUUUUUUUCGCUUCAUCAUUGUCUCACUUCUUUUUGCUCCCUUUUCUUUCUUGUUUUGAUUCUCGUUAUUCUUUCCUUUAUCCCCUCCCCUCCCUUCCGUCUGUAUAAUCCCGACCCGAUCCGAUCCAAAGUUCUGUUCGACGUGUUCUGUACGAGCGACGAAGUCUUCAACCCAAUCCAACGUACCUACGUACCACCUGCGAAGGGCUUCGCAUUUCAAGCCCCAUCAAAUAUAUAUUCUUUCUAUUCCUUGUCUUAUUUCCCGUUUGCCUUUCUCCUUCUUUAUUUCUUCAACUUUAGUGUCUCUUUUUUGUGCUUUUAUCGUCUCCCCUCAACCGUUCAUCGCGUCGUACCUCAACUGUUCGUCCUCCCGCGUCAUCGCCACAUUCCUCGCCGCCCCCUCCUCCGUCUCCCCGCUAUCCUCGUCACGAACGCCUCACCCACUCAAAACCCCUCCCCUCUCGGCUCCACACUCUAUGCCAUCCUAUGCCGCCCUAUGCCCUCCGUUCAUCCUUCCUUGUUUCUAUGCCCUUCUUUUCUGUUCUCUUUCCUUGUCGUUACCACCCACGCCUCGCUCGUGCUUACUUACUUAUUGUUCCCCCGUUCAGCGCCCCCGAUUUCAAAGAUGUAGCCAUUCUCCGACUCCUUGACUCCUUGUGCCCUGUGUGUUUCGUGCCCCCAGCCUGCUUGAUCUGUUGUUGUUAGUUAGUACGUACAUACUAAACUAUUCGCCCCGCCCCGCUCCGUGUUCCGUGUUCCGUGUUCUGUGUUCCCGUUUCUUGUUGUUCUUGUUCUUGUGAUUCAGACUUGUCGUUCUGUACAUACACCCGUGCAUGUACAUGGCAGAAGUCACCACUUUU